GGACGUUUAAAGCUUCCCCUCUGAGUAACUCCGCUUUCCAUCGUCGAGGCUGCUGGCUGUUGUUGUUCCGUGAUCCAUUGGCACCUCCCGCUUCACAGCCUCGCCCAUCUCGUUCAGGCCAUCGCCAGCAACCUACAAGAUGGCCAGCAAGCUCUGCAGAAGCAGGGCCCUGGCCUCUGCCCUGCGCUCCGCGAAGCCGUCGCCAGCUAUCAGGUGCCUCGCGACCACCAGCCGUAACCGUAUCAACAUGCCCGAAGGCCCCAACCCGCGGCAGUUCCCCCGUGAGCCCCUGCCGGGCGCCCUGAAUGCAGCCGUGGUCAACCCGGCCGACAAGUACCAGUCCAAGGCCGACAAUCUCCACAAGUACGGGUCGUGGCUCAUGGGCUGUCUCCCCAAGUACAUCCAGCAAUUCUCGGUUUGGAAGGACGAGUUGACCAUUUACAUUUCUCCCGCCGGUGUCAUUCCUGUCUUUUCGUUCCUCAAGUACAAUACGGCGGCCGAAUACACCCAAGUGAGUGACAUCACUGCGGUUGAUUUCCCCACCAAGGACCAGCGCUUCGAGGUCGUCUACAAUCUGCUGAGCGUGCGCCACAACUCGAGAAUCCGCGUCAAGACGUACGCCGACGAGGUGUCCCCCGUGCCCAGCAUCACCCCCCUCUACGAUGGCGCCAACUGGUACGAGCGCGAGGUCUACGAUCUCUUUGGCGUCUUCUUCACCGGCCACCCGGACCUGCGCCGCAUCAUGACCGACUACGGCUUCGACGGCCACCCGCUGCGCAAGGACUUCCCCAUGACCGGCUACACCGAGAUCCGCUACGACGAGGAGAAGAAGCGCAUCGUGACGGAGCCUCUGGAGAUGACACAGGCCUUCCGCAACUUUGAGGGCGGGUCCAGCGCUUGGGAGCAGGUCGGAGCUGGUAUCGACCGCAAGCCCGAAUCUUUCAAGCUCCCAACGCCGAAGCCGGAGACGAAGCCGGAGGAGAAGAAGUAGACGGAAAGAAACGGCACACCAAACACCACUUCAAACGCGAGAUUUGGGGGAGUGGAGAAAGGUUGUAGAUAUUGGCUGGGUAUGGCAAGCCUUCUAUAUCCAGCUGGUUGGUUCUGUGGGUUUGCGCUUUGUAGAUAGUUUGCUCGGAGCACAGAACGAGAGCUACUACUUAGAUGGGGACGGCAAUACAGAACGUCCACCACAGGACU
Messenger RNA from Neurospora hispaniola, 1200 nucleotides. RefSeq names its product NADH-ubiquinone oxidoreductase 30.4 kDa subunit, mitochondrial. The transcript has 2 exons. NCBI's taxonomy places the organism in Eukaryota, Fungi, Ascomycota, Sordariomycetes, Sordariales, Sordariaceae. Gene Ontology annotation, molecular function: NADH dehydrogenase (ubiquinone) activity. Bases 140 to 991 code for a protein of 283 amino acids. The record is from RefSeq and is a predicted model, not a curated record.